Molecule: messenger RNA, 1809 nt
Organism: Octopus sinensis (East Asian common octopus)
Lineage: Eukaryota; Metazoa; Mollusca; Cephalopoda; Octopoda; Octopodidae
Exons: 2
Coding region: 1-1809 (602 amino acids)
Source: RefSeq, a predicted model, not a curated record
AUGUCGGGCGACUUCUCGGCCGCCUUGAGAAUUAUUUCCUCAGACGAUAAAGUUGCGAGGGUUGACGAACAAACAUUACAGUCCCUCCUAGCAAAACAUCCCACUCCAUCUUCUCCUACAACAGUACCAACACCAAGCCCAGAUCAUGAUUUUGUGCAUGUCGAUAAAGACGAAGUGUUGAGAGCCCUGAAGUCUUUUCGCCCUAGUAGCAGCGGUGGAAUCGAUGGCCUCCGUCCAAGUCAUAUCAUGGAUCUGGUCUCCUCUUCAGCUUCCGCAGCCGGAGAACGUCUUUUGACGGAUAUUUGUGGUCUAAUGAACGCAUUCCUCGAAGGGUCUCUGUCUGAUUUCCCACGCUCCCUUUUUCUCUCGGGUAACCUGACCGCGCUGAAUAAAAAGGACGGUGGAAUCCGUCCCAUAUCCGUCGGUAAUGUUUUCAGGAGACUGGCGGCUAAGAUCGCUUGCGCCAGGUCUUCACAUCUGUUUCCGAAAAUUUUCCAUAACAUACAGAUGGGUGUCGGUGUUAAAGGUGGCUGCGAAGCCACUGUCCACGCCGUGAGGGAUUUUACAGAGUUUUCACACUCUGCUUAUAACGACUGUAUUCUUGCUAAAUUGGACAUGAAAAAUGCUUUUAAUUGCAUCGACCGCUCAUACUUCCUUAAAGAAUGCAGCAAACAUAACAUUCCAUUACUCCCGAUGGCCAGCAUGUGCUACGGUUGCACACCUGAACUAAUGAUAGACGGACACACGAUCUUGUCCUCCUCUGGGGUCCAACAAGGUGACCCCCUUGGUCCAUUACUCUUCUCCAUGGGCGUUAACCCAACAGCACACGCCGUAAAAUCACCGCUCAACGUUUGGUAUCUGGAUGACAUUACUAUUGGUGGUCCUGCUCACCAAGUCAUCUUGGAUAUAGAAUCAAUCGCUGUAAGUCUGAACAAAAUUGGAUUACAGUUGAACCCUUCAAAAUGUGAGAUCAUAAACCUCAACGCCAACGAGGAAGAUUUCGCGACUAUAGUGGAAAAAUAUCACUCAAUCUUACCGGGUGGUAUUAUAACCAGGAAAGGGUCGCUUGAAGUCUUAGGAUCUCCCAUUUUCUCGGAAGGAAUCGAGAAAAUACUGUCCGGAAAAUUAUCCACUUUUGAGCUCAUGUCAAGCAGGCUAUCCAUCCUGGACGCUCACGAAGGGUUUUUCUUGUUGAAAAACUUCAUAUCACUCCCCAAGCUACAACACGUUCUCCGCUCUGCCCCCUGCUUUAUAAACCCUGAACUUCUCAAAGAACUGGAAACAGGGCUGAAACACAGUGCCGAAAAUCUCUGCAACAUUCGUUUUGACGAAGCCUCGUGGACCCAAGCCACGCUUCCAAUACGAUUCGGAGGCAUUGGUCUCCGGUCCCCAGCAGAUAUUGCAUUACCCGCUUUCCUCUCUUCUCGAUUGUCGUGUGACUCACUGGUGGUUGCUGUUCUCCCCCUUUCCACUGAACGCAACGCAUCCUCCUGGUAUCAGAUGGCAAUCGAAAUUUGGUCGAACAAAGGCCUCAAGACACCUGCUAACUCAUUCUCACAGAGAUGUUGGGACGACCUCUUAGAAAAACCUGCUUCGCAUAAAUUGGUCGUUGAAAACUGUAAAAUUAUGGUCAGUGCUUGUUUUGAUAAACUGGGAUAUAUGUUUCGAAUAUAUAUCCAGAAUUCUACAAUGUCUAACUCCGUCAUCUUUAAUCUUAAGGAUCGAUCAUUAAAUAGCGCAAUAAGUUCUUCAUUUUCUUUAAUAGACAAGUUUUUUGAUUCAGGACAAGAAAAAGAUUUCGUAUCUUAA